Mastomys coucha (southern multimammate mouse) is the source of this 5045-nucleotide messenger RNA. RefSeq names its product CRK like proto-oncogene, adaptor protein (gene Crkl). The coding region runs from base 505 to 1416 and encodes 303 amino acids. Gene Ontology annotation, biological process: positive regulation of ERK1 and ERK2 cascade. The transcript has 3 exons. The record is from RefSeq and is a predicted model, not a curated record. Gene Ontology annotation, molecular function: protein binding. Lineage: Eukaryota; Metazoa; Chordata; Mammalia; Rodentia; Muridae.
GCGCUGGACCAAGGGGGAGGUGCCCGGUCGCUUCUCCCGCGUCCGCCAUUUUGUUGCUGUGGCUAUUGGGAGCGGGCUGGGUAAGACGGCCCGGGAGGCGCGACUCUUGUUGGAGUGCGGUGCUUCGUGUGACGGCGAGGAUCGGUGAGACUGCGGAGCCGGCGGGUUCCAGGACAGAAGUCACUGGAGCCUCUCCUGUACUCCGGACAGCUGAGAAGCCCGAGGCGGCCUCCGCUACUGCUCAGCUUCGCCCACCUCGACCCCGGGGCUUUGCCCAGUGUUCCCUGACCGGCUCUAUCCGUGAGGUGGCCCGGUGCAGGAGGGCGGUGGCGGUGGCAGAGGAUGCUGCGGGGCCCGGAGCCUAGAGGAACGUCCUGACCAAGCCUUCUGAUUGUUCCUCGAAGUGUUCCGAGAGGCCCUUCCUCGACCCCAAAGCCGACAGCGGGUAAAGGCUCUCCGAGCAAGCGAGAGCAGCAGACGCCGCCCAUCCCCGGGCCCAGCACCAUGUCCUCCGCCAGGUUUGAUUCUUCAGACCGCUCUGCCUGGUACAUGGGGCCGGUGUCUCGUCAGGAGGCACAGACCCGUCUCCAGGGCCAGCGCCAUGGCAUGUUCCUAGUCCGGGACUCAUCUACCUGCCCCGGGGACUAUGUACUGUCCGUGUCCGAGAACUCGCGUGUCUCGCACUACAUCAUCAACUCCCUGCCCAACCGCCGCUUUAAGAUCGGGGACCAGGAGUUUGACCAUUUGCCGGCCUUGCUGGAGUUCUACAAGAUCCACUACCUGGACACUACCACGUUAAUCGAACCGGCGCCCAGGUACCCAAGCCCACCAAUGGGUUCUGCCUCAGCAUCCAACUUACCUACAGCAGAAGAAAAUCUGGAAUAUGUACGGACUCUGUAUGAUUUUCCUGGGAAUGAUGCUGAAGACCUACCCUUUAAAAAGGGUGAGCUUCUAGUGAUAAUAGAAAAACCUGAAGAGCAGUGGUGGAGUGCCCGCAACAAGGACGGCCGGGUUGGGAUGAUUCCUGUCCCUUAUGUUGAAAAGCUUGUGAGGUCCUCGCCACAUGGAAAGCAUGGAAAUAGGAAUUCUAACAGUUAUGGCAUCCCAGAACCUGCUCACGCAUAUGCUCAACCUCAGACCACAACUCCUCUACCUACAGUUGCCAGUACUCCUGGGGCAGCGAUCAACCCUUUGCCAUCCACACAGAAUGGACCUGUCUUUGCAAAAGCAAUCCAGAAGAGAGUACCUUGUGCUUAUGACAAGACUGCCUUGGCAUUGGAGGUUGGUGACAUUGUGAAAGUCACAAGGAUGAAUAUCAAUGGCCAGUGGGAAGGCGAGGUGAAUGGGCGCAAGGGGCUUUUCCCCUUCACACAUGUUAAAAUCUUUGACCCUCAGAACCCUGAUGACAACGAGUGAUUGCUGUGCUGUCCCUGCUGCUGCCUCCUUCUGCCUGUCAGUCUCCUUUGAAGUGGGAAGCACUCUGUCACAUGCAAGUUACACCGAGCUGCUGGUGGCCGGCUUUCCAUACAUUGGCGGUCCCUGCACAUUCGGAAUGCCUCAGCAGCUGCCUCGCUCGGCAUUUGUAUCAUAGUCAUGCUGUCAAAGAGUAGCUGAUUUUAGAGUUCUUGUGGAUUAUGAACUGGAAACACUGGUGGAUGCACACAGUAGAGAGAAUUUAACCCAGAGCGGCUCUUCCUUCUCAUCACUGCCUUGUUUAUACUGGAGGCUGAUUGUCGUGCUCGCCAGAGAGUGAGCCUGCUGAUGGUCUGCAUGGACACCGUGAGGCUUGGCAAGAUUGUGCUGUUGCUGGUCCACAGAACAGUGGCUUUGCCACCAACCUGAUUUUCUUUGGACAACAGAGGAAGUAAAACUCCAGACAUUUCUGUCCUGAACUCCUGAAGUCUGGCUUGUUUUCAUUUUCUUUUGUUUAGUUUUGUUUUUGGAAGACUAAUUAAUUAUAGUUGUGUGUUCUGAACAGAUUUUUAAGUAGUAGGUUGGAUUUUUGUGAUGGUCUAAGGAACAAUCCAUGUCCCUGAGCUUCCACACUGAAGCCGCUGUAUGUAACUAAAAAUAUGAAAAGACCCCCUGAAGUAGAAGCCUUUAUCUUUUGGUUGCCAACAGUACCUUGUUUAGCAUGUGGCAAACAGUAUGCACAAGCAGCAGUCAUGGUGUGCUGUGCUAGGAAGCACCAAGGUGGGGGUGUGGGCCUGUUGCUGUCAUCGUUGCCUCUGAGAGGAGCAGACGGGGUGGAUCUCUUCAGUGAGCACACCCCUUUGAGAAUGUAAUGAAGUCUGUGGGCUUACUAGAUUCACGAGCUAAAUUGUAUUGCUAUGUUCCACCACAAAGAGCACGUAGCCCUUGUACAGACCUAGCUUGUCCAGGCAGCUCGAGAGUUAUGUCUGUUCUGCUUCCACAGUCUGAGUAGAACCAGAAUACAGUGCUUCUGAGCAAAAGAAGAUGCCCAUCAACCAUGAGCCAUUUUCCUGCAUGACCGCUAGUACAAAUGUGUGUCUAUUCCCUCAUCCACACAUGGCAAACCAGAGUUCUAGAAUCUUUCUAUAGUGCACUCCUUCAGCUGGACCUUGAUGAGGACAAGCCUCCACACAGAACACAGCAGAUGUAGAAAUGUAGCAGUGAGUAGUGAGUAGCUCUAGCAUUUACAGAGUAUCUUCUGUAACAUGGCCCUGGCUCUGGAGGCCUUAGGCUUUGAGAACUAAUGGAACAUAAUCAGGUGACAAAACCAACAAAACCAUUUGUUCACUAUAUUUAUUUCUCUUAAAGACUUUUUAAAAUUUUGUUUAUGUUGGGCAUGGUGGCCACACCUUUAAUGCCAGUACUCAGAAAGGCAAAGGCAAGUGGAUGUCUGAGAGUUCAAGACUAUCCUGGUCUAUGUUGUGUGUCAUAGGACAGGCAGGCCUACAUGCAUACCUUGUAUCAGAAAACUGCCCCACCUCCCCCCAAAAAACUGUAUAUGGGUGUUUCCACUAUGUCUAGGUAUAUAUAUCACAUGGGUACAGUUCAUAAGAAGGCCAGAAAAGGGUGUUGGUUGGUUCCUCUGGAACUACUAUGUGGGGUCUAGGAAUUGAAUCUGGGUCCUCUGCAAGAGCAGCAAGUGCUCUUAAUCACUGAGCCAUUUCUUGAGCCCCAUCAGUUUAUUUUCUCUUUAAAUCAGUAGUCCAUCAGGCUGAUAAGUGCCAUAGUAAAGAAUGUUCAUGUGACAAAGUAAUGGUCAUUUGGGGUAUGGGGGAAUAUCACGUCUGUGGUAGAGGUUAUUUCUUUUUGUCUCUGAAAGCUGCCAUUUUUAGCCAGACUUAAUUGAGUGGACUUAAGUGUUCAGGUCCCAAACUUGCCUAGAACAAGACUUAAGACUUGCCUUCUGGCCAGUUACACACAGUUCAGCCCUAGGCCUUUGAUGCCUCCACUAGAAUACAUUCACAGAGGGCACAACCUCCAAGGAAUCGAACCGUUACUGGGGCUUGAACCUCAUGCCUUACACAUGCUAGAUAACCAUCUGCCAAUGAGCUCUCUUUAAAUUUGAGAUGGAAUCUCUAUAAAUUGCCCAUUCUGGCUUCCAGAUUUCCAUCCCAGCCUUAGCUGGAAUUACAAAGGUUUGAGUCACCACACCCAGCUCUUAAGGCUUUUUAAAACUACAUUUAACUGAAGGGCUUGGUGCCUUUUGAUUAUAGCACCUAGCUCAGCACAAACAGCCAUUUUUGAGAACAGGGUUUCCCUUCUCCCAAGACUGGUGACCAGCAAGACUCGGUAAGGAGUACUUCGUGAUCAGAAUGUCCCAUAACCCUGGAGUUUGGUUUAUGUAAUCAAUUAAUUUGGCACAUAUAAAUGUCUACACAGCUUCCUCAGAGAUCCAGAUCUUAAAAUAAAGACUCAACUUUCUGAACUCUCAGGAUACAGCCAACAAUAGUAAUUUCCUGACUUAGAAGCUCAUCGGUUUUUAAUCAUGAAAUCUUUCACACUGAUGGAAAGUGGCGUCUUCCCUAAGUCCCUCUCUUCGGGGAAGACACUUGGCCUCAGGGGAGUAUGAUUGAGGCUUUUCCUUUUCUCAUCAUCAGUGCUUUGUGGUCUGCUCUGCUAUGUUGUAGAAAGUACUAGGAUGAUAAACCCACUCACUAUGGCUGUUCUGAGGAGGAAACAAUUAGGUAGUCAGGGUCAUUGAGGGCUAGUUAGUCCUGGUGACAGUCUCCAACUUCCACCCCCAACCCCCAUGCAGAAGACGUGCUCGUCGAUUCUGCACUGCUUUGAUGCCACCUGUUUCAAGGGUCACCCAGGCUCAACCCCUCUGUGCUCACCGGAAGAGACCCUGUGCCCUCUCUUGGAGUUGGACAUUCCUGGCACUGUGCCAGCCUUCCUCUACAGCUGUUUACAGACAAGAUGGGCCAAGACUGAUGGCCACUGCUCUUGUAACUUUUGCUCAAAAGAAUAAUGAGCAUUUUUUUUUUAAAAAGGGAUGAUGUGUUUCUGUUCCAGGUGUUCAUAAUUUAAUCUUUUAAUAUUAUGUUCAUUAACCUCUUAAAAUGAGUGAAUUCUUGAUUGUUUUAACACAGUACCUAAGACUAAUGCUUUCUGUGGACUCCUCACUAUGGAACCAGAGAACCAUAUCCCUGGUAACUGCUGUGAGCGUGGACACUGAGCUGCUUGUAUAUUCUAAAGGAGCAGGAAGACAGUUCUCUGAAACAGGAGGAACAGUGGCCUUGCUUCUAGACGGUCUUCACUGUGUGUUUUAAAAUGACAUAAAACUCUUUUGACAUGUAUAACUUAAAGAUCAUAAGUAUCAGGCAAUAAUAUUUUCUGUGUAAGCUUUUAAAAUUAUUUUUGGGGAUCAUAGCUUGUUUUAUUUUGUGCUAUAAAAUUAACAGUAUUAAAUGACUUAUAUUCUUAGAAUACAUUGAGUGUCUUUUCUUAACAGAUUAGUGCCUUUUUAUUUUUGUAUUCCAUUUUGCGUUACUGGUCCCAGCAUCAAAACCCUUGUUUCCAUGGCCUGUUUGUACAUUGUCUCAAUAAAACUUGCACCAGCCGGCGUGGCAGCA